CAGUCCUCUCUUCUUUCAGGAUCUUUGGAGUCAGCCAACAUGGCGACCAUGUAAAGCAGACAGACUUUGUGCAGUGCCAACAAAAUGAGGGUUCCCCGAUGCGGCAUGGGGCUCCGACGAGCCUAUUUGAUUUGGCCAGUUCUGCUGCUUCUCCUGGUUGGUGCAGCCCUGGCCGCUCUGCUUCCCCCUGCUGAGGACCAAGGAGGCGCUGGUGUCCUGGGAGUGCUUCGCAGGGCAACAUCACAAAAGGAGAAUCGUCCUGCACAGGGCAACCAUGAAGACAAAGAGGAGGAGGAGCAGAAGUUCACCAUCAUCAUCCAAACUUACAACCGCACAGACAUUUUACUCAAACUCCUAAACCAUUACCAGGCAGUGCCUCAUCUUCAGCAGAUUAUCAUAGUCUGGAACAACAUUGGAGAGCAGACUCCUUUACAGUUAUGGAACUCUUUGGGGCCUCAUCCGGUCCCUGUGGUCCUCAAGGAGCAGACAAGCAAUCAAAUGCGCAACCGACUACAACCGUUCCCUGAGAUUGAUACUGAUGCUGUGCUGAUGCUGGAUGACGACACCCUGGUCAGCGUUCCUGACCUCAGUUUUGCUUUCUCUGUCUGGAAGCAAUUUUCAGACCAAAUUGUUGGGUUUGUCCCACGAAAACAUGUCUCCACACCAGGAGGAGUGUACAGUUAUGGCAGCUUUGAACUGCAAGAUCCAGAAGCAGCUGGAGGUGACAAAUACUCCAUGGUGUUAAUUGGCGCCGCCUUCUUCCACCGCCGCUACCUGCAGCUCUUCCAGGACCAACCCCAAGCAGUGCAUGCGCUAGUGGAUGAAACACAGAAUUGUGAUGAUAUCGCCAUGAACUUUGCUGUAGCACUUUAUUUGAGAAAACACUCUAUCGGCAGCGUUACCAAACCCUCUGGGGUCUUUGUCAAACCUGUGGACCUCCGUAACCUGGAAAAGGACGCCAGCAGCGGGUACCAGGGCAUGUGGCAUCGUCCUGAACACCUUCUUCAAAGAUCGUACUGUCUGAACAGACUGACACAGAUUUACGGCUUCAUGCCACUCUGCUUCUCCAACCUGAUGGUCUCCCAGUUUGGCUUCCCAAGCUACGCCAACCAUAAGAGUAGAGGCUGAGGAGCUGCCACACCGCUGACUGUUUUGGAUUGAAAGAAGACAGACUCGAGAAGCAGUCUGGUAAAUCUCGGCUCAGGAUUAUGUUGACACCGUUGAUCCCUGCAUGCGUAGGAAGCGAAAUUUCAUAUUUCGCAGACAACAUCUUGGAAAAAGUUUCAAUAACAUAACUGCAAAAGACAGUAAUGAUUUGGUGGCUGAAAUAAAAUGGACCAUCAUGGAUUUUGGACAAUCAGAAUUUUCUACACAUGGCCCCGUGAGGAAGCUUUCAUAUUUGAUCCGAACAUCGUUACCAAAGCUGCCUUUCUUUCAGUAUGAACUCUGGAUUAUAAUGGUUACUUUACAGCCAGCAGGUGUCAGUCUUAGAUCUGGUUUGACAGUUUGCCUUGUUUGUAACUGCUGUCUUGUUAGAAGUUUAGUUUUACUACAUCUAUAGUUGUUUAUGGAACGUGCCACUUUUUUGGUGAUCUUGUGUACAAUCCCCACAAAUUUAAAAUUUAUGUUGAAAAUGUAGGUAUUCUGAAAAUGCCAAAAAAAGAGAGUUUGCACCAAAGUCUGAAUCUCUGAAUAAAACAGAAUUAUUGCAGGUAUUAUGUACAGUACUAUGCAUGCAUUGACAAUCAUUUUUUAAAAGUGUGUACAAAUGUCAAGCUUGCAAGACUAUAUCAUGUGAUUUAGUUAAAUAAAGAAAACACUUUUCCCCUAA
Molecule: messenger RNA, 1831 nt
Organism: Centropristis striata (black sea bass)
Lineage: Eukaryota; Metazoa; Chordata; Actinopteri; Perciformes; Serranidae
Gene: extl2
Product: exostosin-like glycosyltransferase 2
Exons: 6
Coding region: 85-1128 (347 amino acids)
Cellular component (GO): membrane
Molecular function (GO): glycosyltransferase activity
Source: RefSeq, a predicted model, not a curated record